Dalotia coriaria is the source of this 4574-nucleotide messenger RNA. RefSeq lists its product as uncharacterized. The record is from RefSeq and is a predicted model, not a curated record. NCBI's taxonomy places the organism in Eukaryota, Metazoa, Arthropoda, Insecta, Coleoptera, Staphylinidae.
CCUUGGUAAGUAAAGUACACCUUCACUAGAUCCGGUCUACGACGGAGCGACGUAUUCGCCAACGGCCGCGAGCUCACGAGUUGCUCCGGCAAGAAACAAACGAAUGCCAUCAGUGUGUCUUUAGAAAGUGUUGUGUCCGGACGCGGCGCGGCACGGAAUACAACAAACUUGCGGUAUUUAAUAAACUUAAAAUCCACCAAAAACAAAGUGCAUGGAUUAUAUUUCUACAUCUUAACAUUGACAUAUUGAUAUUAAACGCAGUGGAAUACGCAUAAUUAAAUUGGACUAGUGUUUAGCCGUGAAUUAUCUCCAAAUAUCAACGCAAUUUAUUAAAUUAAGGUUGUAAUAAUCUCGCCCGAUAUGCCGACGAAGCGAUAGUAGUCACAGAUUGUGUUCUGGAAACGUCGUUGCACACCUCGCGGAAAACACCAUCUGACGAUGUUGUCGACGACAAUGAAGCAACAACAGUUGAAAUCCGUGACAGCGCGUCUAAUUGGCGUGUGCGUUGCAUUGUUGGUGAUCGUGGUCGUGCCCACGCGAUCCCACGUUGCGCUGACUUACCCGCCCGCGCGCAAGUACGACUUGGACUUUUUGGACAGCUCCAGGACGAAGCCGCCGUGCGGAAUGCCCAAAGGAAACAUUCGAACAUCAUUCUUGUCCGGCAGCAAAUUCAACGUUUCAUGGCACCUUGGUUAUCCACACCGAGGUGGAUUCAAAAUUCAAUUAUUGGAUGAACUAGAGCGACCAGUAUUGGACUUGACGCCGAGUAUUCAAAAUUCUGAGUUUCUUUCUAACGAUGCGACUGCCCAGACAUUCCAAGUUCAAUUGCCUUCAAAUUACACGUGCAAUAAUUGCACGCUGCGACUUAUCCGGCAGGCGAUUGAAUGGGGAGCAAAUUACAAAUUCUGGUCGUGCGCCGAUGUCGACAUUAAAGCACGUAAAGAAUUCCGUGAGACGUGCAACGGCCACGGUCGCUACUUGCUCGGAAGGUGUAAGUGUGAUCGUUUGUACUACGGCGAUCGUUGUCAGUUCAGAGACGAAUGCUUCGAGGACAGCGAUUGCGGCAAUCACGGGAAGUGCAUUGAUGUUGAUGCGACGACGGCCCCCCGACAGCAAUGCUAUUGUCUGUUAGGAUGGUUCGGCCCGGGAUGCAACAAAAAAUCGCCAGUUAGAUCAACCGAUAUCGAUUUCGGCCUCUACAGCAGCAAGCAGUUGAGCAACAAUCUUAAAUUGUACUGGCGCAUUUUGAGAGAGCACAAAGAAUUGGAGGUUGUGCUUGUGGCGAACGGUACUUCUUACGUUGGUUUAGGUUGGCGGCCAAGGUCUUUCACGAAGAGCUGCAAAAAUUGGCCACAGAUUGGUCCCUUGGCUAAUGUCAAGUCUGAAUCUGAACCUAAGGCAGAGCCUGAACCCAGUGCUGAACCUGAACCAGAACCAAAGUCAGAACCGGAACCAACUGCCGAGCCAAAGGCUGAGCCCGAACCAACAGCAGAGCCAGAACCCACUGCUGAAUCAAAAGCUGAACCUGAACCAACUGCGGAGCCUAAAGCUGAGCCUGAACCAGAACCGACUGCUGAACCUAAGUCGGAACCAGAACCAACAGCAGAGCCCAAGGCGGAACCUGAACCAGAACCUACUGCUGAACCCAAGGCAGAACCGGAACCUACUACAACUGCCGAACCAACAACAACUGUUAAAUCAAAGUAUAGGAAGUCUUUGUAUUCAAGACGUUGCAUCCCUCGUAUUCUAGCGUCUCAUCGAGAUCAACCUGAUGGCACGAUUGAGACCAGUGUUUCUUUCAAAGUCAGCACCAAGCAGGGCAGAAAACGACGCGAAUCGGUACCCGAACCUACCGCUGAACCCAAAUCUGAACCUGAGCCCGAACCAAAAUCUGAACCUGAACCAGAACCCAAAUCUGAACCAGAACCUGAGCCAAAGUCCGAACCUGAACCAGAACCUAAGUCAGAACCAGAGCCGGAACCCAAAUCAGAACCUGAACCAGAACCCAAAUCGGAACCUGAACCGGAACCUAAAUCAGAACCUGAACCAGAACCCAAGUCAGAACCUGAACCGGAACCCAAGUCUGAACCGGAACCUGAACCAAAAUCCGAACCAGAACCAACUUCCGAGCCAAAAUCCGAACCGGAACCAAGCAGCGAACCAAAACCCGAAACCAAAAAACAAUUCGCUAAUACUCAAUCUGUGCCAAAGAAAGGAAACCAAGAAAUACUAAAUCCGUACACACCAAAACACGACUUUAGCCCAAUGGACUGUACCGAUAUCAUUAUCGGUUCUGCUAGAGACACAGCUAGCAGAAUUGGAGACUAUUACACUCGUGAUAGGUCCACCCCAAGAACUGACAACUUCUGGGGAGGAAAGAACGAUUUGACUGCCGCCAUGGGCUUUGAAAAGAACGGUGUGACAACAAUAUUAUUCCGAAGGAAGUUGGAAGCAGUGGAUCCAUCAGAUCACACUAUUGAAGAAGAUUUGAUGCACGUGAUUUGGGCACAAGGUCAAGAAAUGGGCAAAUACAUUCAUGUACCCAAAUCGGGAAUUGAAGCGUCGCCAGCGUCGGUGAAAGACUUUUACAAACCGGAUGAACUUAAGUAUCAUGGUCAUGGUAGUCAGCGCGGUGCUUUGACACUAAACUUCUUCGAUGAAAAGAAAAAAUCUGAGGAGUUAGUAGAUUUAAAUACUAGAUUCGGCGGAGCAGAAGAAGGAAAACCUGCACCUUCAAAAGAUGAAUAUACUCCGCAUUGUGGCGGCGAAUGGAAGUUACCAAGAGGGUGCAAUGUUGAAAACCGCACUUGCGAAUAUUCCGCAAAGUGGGAAUAUGUACCACGCAAAGAUGAGAUUCGAUUUACAAUUACAACCAAACAUACUGAUACAUGGACGGGUAUUGCCUUCUCAGAUGAUGAAAAAAUGUCGCAAACCGACGCAAUUCUUGGCUGGGUAGACAAAACUGGAAGACCAUUCUUAAUGGACACUUGGAUCAGUGGAUACACACAACCUUUACUGGAUAGUUCUCAAGGCGUUUACAAUGCUAGCGGACGUAUAGUUGAUGGUGUAACAACGUUGUCGUUUAACAGGAAACGAAUCACCAAUGACCCCAAGGACUUGGCAUUUACUGACGACAAAUGCCUCUUUAUGAUGUUCCCCGUCAAAGGUGGUGCUUUCAACAGCGUCAAUAAAAAAAUCAGGAAACAUGAGGUCAUUCCAAGUAUUUCAAUUGAAAGAAUAUGCAUUAAGUCAUGUGGAGAUGAUUCACUUUAUGAUCCAAUAACCACUCAGGAGCCACCAGGUCUAGGUUACAACAUUGAAGUGAAGAUAGUUGAAUUAGGCGAGAACUUCCACGCACCAAAACCGGGAACGAUUGAGUUUGAAGACUUAUCAAACACAAUCAAUAAUAACUUCAAACCUGUUUUUAACAGGAUACCUGGGUACAAAUCAAUGCAUGUUGAAGAUAUUAAAGAGGAAGACAAUAAUGUUGUUGCGGUAAUGCAUCUUCAGUUAGAUCGUGCCACAAGCGAGAAAGGACGUGCCCUGACCGAUGAGAAUGAACAUUUGGAACAAGUUCUGAAACCGAUCAAGGAAAGUGUUGAAAGUGGACGAGUGGGCGCUCUAAAAUUAGACCCUGACUAUUUGGUGUUUGAACCACAGAGUUUGACAUCCAAUAUUAUUGCGGAUACGUCCAAGAACGAAGACAGUUUCUUCCAGUUCUCUGAGAUGAAACUGUACGUUGUGUUGGGCUGCAUUGCCGCAUUGGUGCUGGUUGCACUCGUUCAAGCCAGUUGUACGAUAUACAAGACAGCCACAAAGAAAUCGUCCAGUCAUAAGGAUCAUCUCAUUCCCAACUCGGCAUGGAAGGACUAUUCCGCCGCUAAUACCAACUACGCAUUCGAGACCUACGACGACGAAAAGAAGCACCAUCAUCACAUGCACAACGGCAAGAACCGAAGUGAAACCCUCCCGGCCAAGGCCCGCGGACCCCGACCACAGGGACGACCUCCAAGCGUGCCCAACCAAGGUGGCGGAGGUGGUCCCCCAGGAGGUGGGGAACGUUACAUGAUGGGUGACACGCGUUCCUUGCAACGACCUGGAGGUCGCGGUUAUGCUCAGCCCAACACUCUUGAGCGGAGUACGUUUUCGCUACCCCGUACAGCGUAUGACCGCCACCGGCCGCCUCAUGACAUGCAGCCCGACUUCUACUUUAUGCCAUCGCAGCGGAAGUAUUCGGGCGAGGUUGUUCGCGUGUACGUCGAUUACAAUAACCAGAAAUAAUCAUACAGUCAAAAAUAUUGAGCGGACGUUGGACUGAUGUUUAAUGCUCUUUACAUUAAACGCAAAUACAAAGAGACUUUGUAGUGAAUGCAGUGGAAUAAUUCUUUCAUCUGAUGGAAACUAAAGUAGUAAAUAUGUAUUAUUUUACAGUAUAUAAAAGAUAAGUGGAAAUAAUGAACAUUGAAGAGCGGCGGAUGAUGAUCCAACAAACAAACGUUAAGUUUUUACAGAAUAAUUCUAAGAAGUGUAUAUAAUUACGCCUAUUUUUAAUUAAUAAAGUUACGUUAAAUAAA